AUGGGAUCCCUCGACACCUCCCCGCCGAACAGCCUCAUCACCGGCAUCGCGCACAUCAACCUCACAGUCCCAGACGACACACUCCACCUGGCGACCGAAUUCUACGGCACAACGCUGGGCCUCUCCCCACGCGCAGUGCCGCACCUCCAGAAGGGCCAACUCGCGUGGUUCGACAUCGCCGACUCGGGCCAGCAGGUGCACAUUGCUUUUGGCGAGCCGAGCGACUUUGAGAAGCAUAGCAGGCGACAUCCGUGCUUUAAGCUGGGUAGUCCCGCCGCGCUGGUCGAGUUGCAGAGGAGGAUCUGGACGCAUUUCGAGAAGGGUGGGGAUGCGGCGCCCCGGGAGGCGGACAGGCCUGGGGGUGUGAAUUCUGGCGCACAGGGCGUGGAAUACCCGGAGCGGUUCUUUGCGCGGGACUAUGCCGGGAAUAGGCUCGAGUUUACCCUUUGA
Messenger RNA from Cladophialophora yegresii CBS 114405, 450 nucleotides. RefSeq lists its product as uncharacterized. The transcript is spliced from 2 exons. NCBI's taxonomy places the organism in Eukaryota, Fungi, Ascomycota, Eurotiomycetes, Chaetothyriales, Herpotrichiellaceae. Bases 1 to 450 code for a protein of 149 amino acids. The record is from RefSeq and is a predicted model, not a curated record.